This is a messenger RNA of Zea mays, 1660 nucleotides long. RefSeq lists its product as uncharacterized. The record is from RefSeq and is marked validated. Gene Ontology annotation, biological process: tRNA N2-guanine methylation. NCBI's taxonomy places the organism in Eukaryota, Viridiplantae, Streptophyta, Magnoliopsida, Poales, Poaceae. The transcript has 6 exons. The coding region runs from base 59 to 1327 and encodes 422 amino acids. Gene Ontology annotation, cellular component: nucleus. Gene Ontology annotation, molecular function: tRNA (guanine) methyltransferase activity; RNA binding.
GCUGAACGCCUGAACCCAAUCCUAAGGAGUAGCCAUUUCCCCCACUCUUCCCGCCACCAUGGCCGCCGCCGCUAUCUCUUUGCCCCGCUCUCCCUCUCUCCUUCAACCCACGCGCCGGCGCUCAGCGCCACCAGCCUGCACGCAGUCCGAGCGCGGCGUCUCCUUCGACCCCGGCUCCGCCUUCUACCGCAGCGACAGCGCCGCGGGUCGUGACCUCGCCGUCCUCGCAGCCACUCUCCACCGCCGCCGUGGCCGUCCCGACCCUUCCGCCCCAUUCCUCUGCCUCGAUGCUAUGUGCGGCUGUGGCGUCCGCGCGCUCCGCUACCUCGCGCAGGCCGGCGCCGACUUCGUCUGGGCCAACGACGCCUCCGAGGCGCUUCGCCCCAUCAUCCUUGCCAACCUCUGUCGCUUUGAGCGGGGCUCGCCGGAAGCGGUGGCGGGGUGCAGGAGGUGGGUGGUGUCGCACAACGACGCCACCCGUCUGCUCGCAGAGCGCUACCUCCGGCGCGAGUACUUCGAUGUCAUCGACGUCGACUCGUUCGGCGGCGACGCCGCUUACGUGAGGGCAGCGCUCUUGGCGCUCAAAAUUGGGGGGCUGCUCUACCUGACGUCCACGGAUUGGCGGUCGGCGAGAGGAUAUGGGUCGAGAAGCUCUUUGUCUUCAUAUGGAGCGUAUGUUCGUCCAAUGCCAUAUCCAAAUGAGGUCGGUUUGCGAAUGGUUAUAGGUGGCGCUGCACGGGAAGCAUCUCUUUUGGGAUUUCACAUAACACCCCUAUUCUCGUAUUUUGCGUAUCAUGGUCCUAUUUAUCGAGUAAUGGUACAACUAUGCAACGGAAAAGAUGAUGGCAUCAGUAACUAUGGCUUCAUUUGUCAUUGCAAGAGUUGUGGUCAGUCUCAAACUUUUGGAUUUGAUGAGCUGGGGCAGAUUUCUUGUGGAUGUACAGACACAACAGAUGCCGAUUCAAUCACUGUUGUAGGCCCACUUUGGACAGGUCCUCUCCACGAUGCCUCUUUCCUUACCGAAAUGCUAGGCUUGGCCAACGAAUGGGGAUGGGCAUGCACAAUUGAAAAUGGUGUCUCUUUGGAAAAACUUCUUGGCAUGAUGAUUGAAGAGAGUGACCCGAGGUUGCCUCCUGGAUAUAUAAGACUUGAUGAGAUUUCGAGACGAGCAAAAGUUAACUCUCCCCCACUCGGCACCCUCAUCAAUUCAUUGCGGAAGGAGGGGUUUUCUGCUUGUAGAUCUCAUAUUAGUGCAAAUACAAUCAAGACCAACUGUUCAAUGGCUUCUUGCAUCGAUGUUGCCCGGGGCAUCCGAAACUCAAGAUGAAUAUCAAUUACCAACUAUAUAUGGUAUGGCUGCGUGUGCCCAGCGAGGCUCACGCGAGCUUGGUGCAUAAGGGGCUGAUUGGUUGGAUGCACAGCCAGCUAUCCAGGCUAGUUAAGUAUAUGCAAAUCUAGGUGUUUGGUUUCCUGUAUUGCUUCAGUAGCCUGACUAAACUGUGCAAAAGUGGCAUCCAAACUUGGCUCUAGGCUUGUUCGUUUUGCUCUUAAUCCAUGUGGAUUUGGUAGGAUUAAGUGGGUUUUAAUUUCAAACAAGAUAAAAUCUUUUAUAAUUUUUUUCCAAUCUCAUCCAAUACAUAUAAGAUGGGAAUAACCGGAC